Amblyraja radiata (thorny skate) is the source of this 5488-nucleotide messenger RNA. RefSeq names its product EH domain-binding protein 1-like. Gene Ontology annotation, molecular function: protein binding. The annotation marks the transcript as partial. Lineage: Eukaryota; Metazoa; Chordata; Chondrichthyes; Rajiformes; Rajidae. The transcript has 20 exons. The record is from RefSeq and is a predicted model, not a curated record.
UGUAACCGGGAUGUGAUUGUCUUGCAGCCGCACAGCUGGCAGCCGGGGAUCAACAACCCGUACAGAGGCGCGGUGGUGUGGCCCGCACCAGAGAACGUGGAGAUCACAGUCACACUCUACAAGGACCCUCUCGCUGAGGAGUUUGAAGAGAAAGAAUGGACAUUUGUAAUUGAGAAUGAGAGCAAGGGACGUCGAAAGGUGUUGGCAUCGGCUGACAUCAGCAUGAGGCGCUACGCCACGCCAAUGCCCACUGCCACCGAUGUCAGGCUGCAGCUCAAGCCCCUCUCUGUAAAGGUGGUCUCCUCCUCUCUCCAGUUCUCUCUCUCCUGCGUCUUUCUGCAGGAAGGUCGGGCAACGGAUGAGGACAUGCAGAGCCUGGCCAGCCUGAUGAGCGUGAAGCAGAGCGAUGUGGGGAACCUGGAGGACUUUGCGGGCGAUAGUGAGGAGGAGGACUGGGACAAGCGGCGCUCCUGGCCCGACGAGAGGGCUGGCAAGUUGGCGGGUUUUAAGUACGUCUUUAAGCCGGAACAGUGGCGAGACAUCAACGAACCCCUUGGAGUUUUACGAGAGGAAGAGGAGGAUUACACCCCGACCAUUCGACGAGUCACCAGAACCAAGUCCGUCCCAGGCAAGAGGUCCACGUCCGUGCGAGAGGCACCGUUCACCUCUGGCGGUCCCCAGCCCAGCCGCCACACCACCGCGGGCGCUACACCGUACGACCGCACUGACGCCCCGGCCUUCCCCCGUGUCAAGAGCCACAGUGUGCGGAAAGCUGCGAGGAGGCAUUUUGCCGCCGAGGGGAGGGCGAUUGGCCCGCCGGGGGGUCAGGACGCCGACUCCCAGACCACCCUGGACGGGGCAGGGUCCACCACAGGCCAGCAGCAGCCAAUGGCGGUCCCCGAAACAUCAGACGUGCAAGAUGACCGGCGGCUGGAUGUCACGCAGGUUCCCAUUGGCCGUCCAGAAGAGGGGGUUGCCGAGGGCAACGCGGCGAAGAUGGCGAGACCACUGCCCGCUCCCCGGCUGAAGAAACGCCGGAGCGACUCGGACUUCGCCGCGCCGGACGCCGGCCCGUCUGGGACCACGGUCGCACCCUCGCUCCCGCCCGCAUCGCCGACCGGCAACACCGCGCUGGCACCGGGACCCUGGUCGGCAGACGGCAACACCGCUACGCCAUCGCUCAACGCAAGCCCCGUCCCCACCGCCAAGAUGGAGUCCACCAGUGAGAAGAUGCCAGAGGAACUCGCACAACCCAGCCCCUGUGGUGACCCCAGCCCGGUCCACGCCAGCCGCUGCCUGCUCGACUGGUGCCGGGAGGUGACCAAGGACUACGGGCGGCUGAAGAUCACCAACUUCACCACCUCGUGGAGGAACGGCCUGGCCUUCUGCGCCAUCCUGCACCACUUCCACCCGGAGCUCAUUGAUUACGCCUCCCUGGAUACACAAGACAUCAAAGGCAACAACAGGAAGGCGUUCAGUGGGCUGAGUUUGCUGGGCGUGGGGCGGCUGCUGGACCCGGCGGACAUGGCGGUGCUGGCGGUGCCGGACAAGCUGAUGGUGAUGACGUACCUGAGCCAGGUGCGGGCCCGGUUCACGGGCGGGGAGUUGCGGCUGGUGGGGCCACGCGAGGCCGGGGGCCGCUCCGCCUACAGACUGGGCCGCGCCGACCCUGAGCCCGACCCCGACACCCCGGUCUUCCUCCCCCCCGGCCCGGAGCUCCCCGCCCUCCCCGUCCUCCCCGUCCUCCCCGUCCUCCCCGUCCUCAUCCCCGUCUCCAUCCCCGCCCUCAUCCCCGUCUCCGUCCCCAUCCCGGGGCCUCUCGCCCCCGCCCGGCCCAAGCGCGAGGCCCUCAAGCGGAGCGGCUUCUCCCCGCCGGCCAGGCCCGUCCCGGAGCACCACGGGAGGAAGGUCACGCUAGGGGACGAUGGGAAGAAGGUCACCGGCGAUGCACAGGACGCUGGGAGGCAGGUCACGGCCGCGAAGGAUGCUGGGAUGAAGGUCACCGGCGAUGCACAGGACGCUGGGAGGCAGGUCACGGCCGCGAAGGAUGCUGGGAUGAAGGUCACACUCGAUGCGCAGGAUGCUGGGAGGCAGGUCAUUGCUGUGAAGGAUGCUGGGAUGAAGGUCACUGUCGAUGCAAAGGGUCCUGGGAGGACAAUCACACUCGAUGCACAGGAUGCUGGGAGGCAGGUCGCGGCCGUGAAGGAUGCUGGGAUGAAGGUCACACUCGAUGCGCAGGAUGCUGGGAGGCAGGUCGUAGCCGUGAAGGAUGCUGGGAUGAAGGUCGUCGAGGGGGCUGCUGAUAAGGAGCCUGGGAGGAAGGUCACCGCGGAGGUGGUACUCGACGCUAAGGAUGCUGGGCAGGAGGUCAUAGACGAGGCAAGGGAUCGUGGGAAGAAGGUCGCUGCGGCAGCAAAGGAUGAGGGAGAGCGGGUCACAGACGAUGUGAAGCCGGGCGCAGUCGCAGUCAAUGACCACGGGUCGCCGGAGGAUCAAGCGGCGGCGGAGCAGGAAACCGCUGCAUCGCCCGCCCUGAUGGAUAAUAAAACGAGGGUCGCUCCAGCGGAGCGGGACAGUGGGACUGGGCGGACGCCUGCAAACGCGGAGUCCGUCAGCCCUCCCCGCGAGGACAAUGGGAAGAAGGUCAUCAGCGGGUUGCCAGGGGAACCUGGUGCAGGGAAUGCCGGGAGGAAGGUCGUGGUGGCGGCGUUGCCAGGGAAACCUGUGGUGAAGCAGGAGGAGGAGUCUGGGAGGAAAGGCGCCAUUGAACCCCCAGCGGAGGAUGCUGGGAGACGUAUCUCCCCGGUGGAUUAUGGGAAGGAGGUCGCCGGGGAGUCACCGUGGGAACUUGCCGCUGAGGACGCUGGGAGGAAGGUCUCUGUAGCAGAGGAUGAUGGGAAGAAGGCCGCGGUUGAACCUGCCGCUGAGGCCGCCGGGAGGAAGGUAGUCGGGGAGUUGCUAUGGGAACCAGCCGCUAAGGACGCUGGGAGGAAGGUCACGGCGGCCCUGGACAAUGGCGACGGGGCCGAGGAGCAGCAGCAGCGGCAACAACAACAGCGGCCGCGGUCGCCCGGGAGCCCCCCGGUUGGAGCCGGUGUCGGUGCUGGGUUCAGGCCCAGGCCGCAGCGCUCGCUGUCGGCGGAGAGCCGCUCCUCGAGCCGCUCCGGCUUCUCCCAUCUCCGGGACGCCGACCUGGUGAAGAAGAAGCGGGCGCGGCGGCGCAGUAGCUCCAUGGACGAGCCGGCGGUGGACGGCGGGCCCGGCCCUGGACCGGCACAGGGGGCAGGAACCGGCACUGAGCAGCUGGAUGUGGGCGAGGUGCAGAUCGAGAUCUGCCAUGAACCCGUCGCCAGGCUCGCGAUGCCCGGGCAGGGCAGGUGCCAGCCGAGCGCAGACCAACGCCUCGAGGUGAAGCGGCAGAGAUCGUUGCCGGAGCCGCAGAUCUACGAGAAGGAGAACGUGCCUGAGACCAAGGGGGGUGAAGAGACUCCGGUAGGUGGCAUUACUGGGGCAUCUCCGCAUCCCUGGGCUGGCACUGCCACUGAGCGGUUCCGUGACAUCAGUCAGUACGUGCUGGGGGAGCUCAGCGCGCUGGAGAGCGAGCAGCGGCAGAUCGACACCCGCGCCGCCGUGGUGGAGAAGGAACUGCGGCACCUGAUGGCAGCCGGAACUAGCCGGGUGGAGGAGGAGCUGCUGAUCCAGGAGUGGUUCGUGCUGGUGAACAAGAAGAACGCUCUGAUCCGCCGCCAGGACCAGCUGCAGCUGCUAGAGGAGGAACAAGACCUGGAACGGAGGUUUGAGCUGCUGAACCGGGAACUCCGUGCAAUGUUGGCCAUCGAAGAGUGGAAGAAGACGGAGGCCCAGCAGCGGAGGGAGCGCCUGUUGCUGGAGGAGCUGGUGACCCUGGUCAACCAGCGCGACACCCUGGUGCGGGACCUGGACGCCAAGGAGAGAUUUGCGGAGGAGGAGGAUGCGCGUUUGGAGCGUGGUCUGGAGCACCAGCGCCGCAGGAGCAGCCGCCGGGAGAAGUGCGUGGUGAGCUGACAGGCGGCGGAGCCAGGGCCGGGACGAUACAGGACGGAAUUUGACGCCUGGCAUCGCUUCACCGGGCCUCUGCCAUGUGUCCCGUUCUACCCCCUCUCCCCCCACCCUCCCCGCGCUUACACCCAAGGUCAGGACCGACGUUGCAUGAAAAUAUUUGAGUCGCCGAGCCCGCCAAUCCGCGCUGAACCUUCACGCUAAAGAGCGUUUUAUUAUAAGUUUUAGUUUUAGAGAUACAGCGCGGAAACAGGCCCUUCGACCCACCGUGUCCGUGCCGACCAGCGAUCGCCCGCACACUGACGCUAUCCUACUCACUCACACGCUCACUCACUCUCACACACUCUCUCACUCACUCACACUCACACACACACAUACACACACACACUCACACACACGCACUCACACACACUUGGGACAAUUCACACUUAUUCCAAGCCAGUUAACCUACAAACCUGGUUCACCAUUGGGGUACAGUCAGUGAUUCUCUGUGUGUCUUCCUGAGCCAACCCAAGGUUUUGGCAGCUGCAGCCACACAGCGCCAAAGACCUGGGUUCGAUCCUGACCUCUGGUGCUGCCUGUAUCUAGUGUGUGUGUGAGUGCAUGCGUAGUUUGCACGUUCUCCCCGUGACACCUCCCUGGGAUGCUCCCAGUUUCCUUCCGCGUCCCCAGGACGUGCAGGCAUAGAAACCUGGAAAAUAGAAGCAGGAGUAGGCCAUUUGGCCCUUCGAGCCAGCACUGCCAUUCAAUAUGAUCAUGGCUGAUCAUCCACACUCAGUACCCCGUUCCUGCUUUCUCCCCCAUAUCCCUUGAUUCCGUUAGCCCUAAAAGCUAAAUCUAACUCUCUCUUGAAAACAUCCAGUGAAUUGGCCUCCACUGCCUUCUGUGGCAGAGAAUUCCACAGAUUCACAACUCUCUGGGUGUAAAAGUUUUUCCUCAUCUCAGUCCUAAAUGUCCGACCCCUUAUUCUUAAACUGUGUGACCCCCUGGUUCUGGACUCCCCACAAAAUGAUGAACAUUUUUCCAGCAUCCAGCCUGUCCAGUCCUUUAAGAAUGUUAUAUGUUUCUAUAAAAGGGUUUGCAGGUUAAUCUGUAAGAUUGCCCCCCCUGGUGUGUGAAGGGAGCGCCUGAGAAAAGUAGGCUAACGUCGAAUUAGCGGGUGAGCGGGCAACGGGUGGACAGCAAGGACUUGGUGGGCCGAAUGGCCUGUUUCCGUGUCGUAUCUCUCUAAACUCUUGAAGCUUGAAGGGGUGUAAAGCGUUUGGGGAUGUGGGUGCAUGGUGUGGCCGGGGGCAGAUCGAGGUGGUCUCGGGAGUCCUGAGAGGUGACCUCGAGUGGAGUUGCUCGUCGCCAAGUGGUCGAGCCAGGAGUUUGCUUUGAAUGUCUUCCCUUUUUCGUUAUUGCACUAUUCGUGAUAUGCUGUUUGGAAUUAAAAGCCAUGCCAAAGAAA